CAUUGGUAUUGUGUUUCGGUGUUUGGUGAACAGGAAAAACAACGGUUAAGAUCACGCUUGAUAGGGAUAUUACUAGAGCUUUUUCUGGAAAAACAGCUGGAACUGCCUUUGGAAGCAAUUGAACAAAUUUGGUUCCAGUUUUUUCUCAGGGUUGUAGUCUGCCACCUUGAUUCCUAUACCAACUGCUUUGGUGCCAGAAAGUCGGAGUGGGCCCCAAUCAAUGCCACCUGUUACUUAGUAUACACCAUAUGUCAGUGAGCUCCUAGUUGCCUCCCAGACACGUGGCUCUCUGAAGCUCUCUGAAGCAACUCUUCAUCUCAUUGGGUGAGAACCACUUUAGGAGUCGGCUGGACUGGAUUAGUUGCUUUCAGUCAAAUGCUAACUGGCAGCUGAGGCAUGCCUUGUGUUCCACCAAGCUCAUGGUUCUGUGUGCUUGAGAGAGCUUGACAGGUUGGAGAUACUGGAUGCUGGAAUCCUUUCACUGACCAUCCGGACAAAAUGUGGGAGGUUAUCUGAAAAGUGGUAAUUUUGGAUAUUGUUAUAUAACAGUAUAUCUUUUUUUCUGAAAGAAAGGGAAAAAAUCUGUGAUAUAUUUUCUUGUGGUUUGACAUAUAUGAAGUGACAGGAGAAGCAAGGAGGGUGUAACAUCGUAAAUAUAUAAUACUUUUCUUCAUCGGUUAAAAAAUUUGUGGACUGCAGGAACACUAUAUUUUUCCUGGAGAUAGAAAAACUGUCUGUGUUCCUUGGAUUUGUGUCAUGGCUAAACAAGAGGAUAGACUUGAGCGCAAACCAAUUAACUUAUUAAGUUUGAUGAAGUCUCAUCCUCAACGCUAUCACGGGGUGUUUUCCUUCGAAUUCUGCCACCAUCGCAAUUACCGUGAAUCUGACAUGCCCGAUUCCCCUGAGUCAAAGCCUCUAACACAACCGUCGCCUCCAGGUAAUCUCAUGGCCAUACCACCAAGGUCACUCUCCACUGGAAGCACCAUGUCUGGCAUGAAUGGCAGUCACUCCCCACACAGUAGCACCAAUGGCCGCACGCCAUCACCACCAUCUAUGGGAAAUUCAACCUCCUCGCAGCAGCUGCCACCAGCCUGUGGCGCUCGACAACUCAGCAAACUGAAAAGAUUUCUGACGACCUUGCAGCAGUUUGGCUCUGAUAUAUCACCAGAAAUCGGGGAACGUGUACGAAGCCUCGUACUGGCACUUGUUAAUAAUCAUCUUUCUAUUGAAGAAUUCCACAGCAAAUUGCAGGAAGCUACCAAUUUUCCUCUCAGGCCUUUUGUCAUCCCAUUUCUAAAGGCAAAUUUGCCCCUGCUACAGCGUGAACUCCUUCACUGUGCCCGCAUGGCAAAACAAACCCCGCAGCAAUACCUGGCACACAACGAACACAUUCUGUUCGACCCAACACACUCGCCUCUGGAGCCCCAGGACAUGCUGGGACCUGAGAUUAAUGAGAAUGGCAAACGGCGGCUGUCCCCUGAUGGUUCCAAAGAAAAUGGCUGCACGCCUAGUCCCGAGGGUUACCCUCCUGCCAAACAUCCCAGGUCCAUCAGUCCUGCCAGUAAUACCAGCCGCGUCAGCCCGCAGAGCACACUCAGCAUCAACACAAAUGGGCCAAUCCGAUUGGAUGAUUUAAGAGAAAUGAGGGAACGGGAGGAGCGUGAAAGGUUACAGCGGGAAAGGGAGCUUCAGAUGAGAUUACAAGAUAGAGAAAGACAUUUAAGUGGUUAUGCAUUUCAGAGACCAGAGGCGUACAUGGAUCAUAUAGACCGUAUUGAUGAUGACUGGAAACACAUUGAUAAUAUGUUGCACUGCAUUGUGGGAAUGGUGGACAAAACAAGACGCGCUCUUGAUGUGCUGCGCGAGCGCUGCCAGCGCGAUCGCGAAGAACUGCACACCUGGAUGCGCAGACAUGCAGAGGGGGUCGACCAGGACAUGAAGAAACGCACCAAUGAAAUGAUGGCACACACGCUGAGACAGACCGAGGACAGAGUAACGGAGGUCAAAAGGAGGGCAGAGGAAGCAGUGAAUGAAGUCAAACGCCAAGCAGUGUCUGAGUUGCAGAAAGCUGUAGCUGCUGCUGAGGCCAAAGCUACUGAUCUUGUCCGCGAGGAGCGUGCAAAGAUGGAGCGUGCUGUCAAAGAUGCACGGAAACAGACCCAGGAGGAAAUUUUGACGAUGGUGAACACUCAAGAUGAAUCGAGUGAGAGCUGUUGGAACUGUGGUAGGAAGGCAAGUGAGACGUGCAGUGGCUGCAACAUUGCAAGGUACUGCGGCUCUUUCUGCCAACACAAAGACUGGGAAAACCACCAUCAUGUGUGUGGACAGGCACAAACGGCACGCGAGGCCCAUGCUGCACAUGCACAACAUCCCAAAGCUGCAGCUGCUGCAGCCACCACAACUGCCACUACUUCUACUUCAUCCUCCUCCUCAUCAUCAUCAUCAGUGGUGACACAUUCACGGGGCGCAGACACAGUGGUAGCAAGCACAGAAGCAACCACCACUGCAUCCACCUCUGUCACCAGUCACAUCAAUACAGUCACCACCUCAUCAAGUCGACCAGAAUCUAGGUCAAGUUUGCCAAGGUCAAGGUCAAACACACCAGAAAAACCAAAAGCGGAGGCUGCAAGAUAAACAGGGGUGUUUACAUUAUAUUUUGUUUAUUAUUUUGAUAGAAUGGUGGUGGCUGAAAUAUUGAUUGACAGUACAAAAGAUGAUAAACUUGUUCACAUUUCAUCCUGGAGAAGGUGACAUUGUGUUUGCAUUUUUUAGGGUUAUCGAUGUUGAAUGAACUUUUCAAUAGAUGUCAGCACGGGAGCAUGCUAUUCCUUAUAAGUGAUUGGGAUUUUGAAACCCUGCCAAGUGCUUGGAAGAGUCAUCAUGUUGGGCUGUCUGUCAUGAAGUAUGUGAACAUGUAAACAGCUACCGUUUUUUUUUUUCCUUUUUCUGUGAUGAACUCCUCAGCAGUGUUAUUUGUAUUCAUGACCACAAUUGAUGCCACAUAUUUGUUUAUAGGAAGGAAAAACCAGAAAAAAACUGCCAGCUGUACAUACAUGUAGUAGAUUAGGACAUUAGUAAAGCAUACAAAUGCAAAAACUGGAUGAAGUGUUUUCAUGCUCAGCAGGUAGAAAUCCGUUGAUAACUGAUGUGGUGUUUAUAGCCUGUAUUUUUCAAUUUUUCAAUAUUACAAAUUGUGUAAAGAAAAACGGGAAAAAAGAAACUUGGGCUAUGUAGAAAUGGCUGUCAUCAACAUUGCCUGUUCUUUCACAAUCAUUGGGUAAAUUUUUGGGGGAAAAUCUAAACUGGAGGUGGAUUUCCCAAGUCCAGACACACAAGCUCUGCAUGUUUAAACUAAUUACUUACAAAAUAUGAACAAAAUCAGACAUAAACGAUCGUCAAGGAUGUUUUGUUUUUCAUACUAGUGAAAUAUAAGAAGUAUUGAAAUUUUUAUUCAUUUAUUUAUUUAUUUAUUUAUCUUUAUCUUAAUUUUUUCUUUAGUAAUUCUAAUUUGUUUAUCUCAAGAAAAUUUGGAAUAGAUGAUGUUUGAUGAAUAUUCUCCAGGUACAUAAGAAUGAUGCAGAACAUUAUAAUAAGAGGGAUUUGUGGAGAAUAAACUUGCACUUAGAAAAGCUGAGUAUACAAACUUUUAUUUAAGUAUCUAAUCUACAUACAAAUGCAUUGUACAAAUUCAUGUUUCAAACACCAAAUGUCUAUAUGUCUAAGAUAGUAGGUAUGUGUAUAUCAAAAAGAAAAAAGUAUUUGGAUCUCAUCAGAUGGUGUCGUGCAUUAGGGUUAGUGUACAGUCAUUGUUAUUAUUUCAGUAUAUUCAAAAAUACUGAAAUAGGUGGUUUUAUGAGUACAAAGAUUUGUCAAAGAAGUGGAAAGGUUUUUGGAGACCUUUCUUAAUUCUUUGUUGAUUUGUAAUUAACUUUGCGUGAUGAUUGAUACAAGCUGUUAGGGACUAUAUUUUGUGUGUGAUCAAGACACAAAAUGACCUCUUGCUUUAAGAUAAGACUGCAGUCUUUAUGUAGAUAUAAAUUGAUGUGCUUUUGGAAAAGUCACUGUUAUUAUUCAACUAUGGAGAAAUUAGAAAAUAGAUAUAUAUUUUCCUGUAGUUUUGUAGCUGUCAACCGUUGCCAUAUUUUCUGCAAAUAAAACAAUGUAUUUAGACUGUAUAUUACCAAAUAAAUGUGACAAAAAAGAAGAAAAAUUAAUUGAUUUCAGUGGCAGACUUGAUUGUAUCAGGUAUCUUCAUCCUUUAACAGUUAAAUGUCUGCAACUGUUUAACAUAUUGUUUCAGAGAUAGUUUAACUCUAAACCUCUGUAUGAAUUAAAAGCCCAAGAUCUCACGUUGUUCCAUACAUUGUAUGUAUGAAGAAGAUGCUUUAUUAGUACUAUUAUUAAUAUGUACACAUGCAGGUAUAGUGGCCAUCACGAGCUUCUCACCAAACUACUUCUACUACUAACUUACAUUUAGAAAUGACAUUAGAUUAUUUAGUUUCUGUUGAGAAUUGUACCCCAGAAAUACAGACCGCUUGAAAAUUUGACAACUGCAAUGGUUAAGCAUAUAACAGAAUUUAAAAGUAUUCAGAGUUCUCUGUCCACAUAUAUAAGUGUGAUAUAAUAACCAAAGGUAGUAUAUUAAAUUAAAAGUGAUAUUAGUUUUGGACAAGAAGGGUUAUAUUAGUGCACAUACAGCUGAUUUU
Molecule: messenger RNA, 4706 nt
Organism: Lingula anatina
Lineage: Eukaryota; Metazoa; Brachiopoda; Lingulata; Lingulida; Lingulidae
Product: transcriptional corepressor CBFA2T3
Biological process (GO): negative regulation of DNA-templated transcription; DNA-templated transcription
Cellular component (GO): nucleus
Molecular function (GO): transcription corepressor activity
Source: RefSeq, a predicted model, not a curated record